UAUAAAAGGCAGCUCGAUUGUCAUUUUCAAUUCAUUUGCACAAUUCAACUCAAAUAAACAAGUAUGCAUAACAAUCAUGAGAUCACCUACGAUGCAGAAAACAAAAUAUGGAGCAGUAAUGAGGAACGAGAUUAUUUUUCGCCGGACUUAUCCAUUGGCCAAAUUAUAUUCCACGAGAUGCGACGCCAUCCUAAACUAAUAGCACAAAUCUCGCCAACGGAAAAUACGAGCUUAACUAGAGAGGAACUACAUUUGAAUUCGAUGCGUGUGGCAAGUUAUUUUAGGCAGUUGGGCUUAGCACAAACAGAUAUUGUUGGAAUCAUAGCAAGAAGUACAACGCACAUGUCCGCUGUGGCCUAUGGAUGCUUCUUCAAUGGCAUUGCUUUUCAUUCUCUCAAUAUGAUGUAUGAGCAGGCCACCAUUGAAAAGCUUUUUAAUAUAACAAAGCCUUGUUUAAUAUUCUGCGAUGGUGAUGAGUACGAAAAAGUAAAAGCAGCCACGUCGAUGUUCAAUGUUAAGUUAAUUACAAUGCGUAAUCAUCAAAGUGGCGUGAUGAGCAUUGAGCAGAUUCUGGAAACUCCUGUUGCGCCUCACUUUGAGCCUGCGCGUCUUGAGCAGGGAAACAAACAAACGCUGGCCAUUCUUUGCUCAUCAGGGACUACAGGAUUACCCAAGGCUGUGACCAUUACAAACAGUAGAAAGGUCCUUAAUUGCGCCAACCACCUAACAACUGCUGACGUUCAAUUUACUCAGAGCACUCUGGAUUGGGUGACAGGUCUCGUCACAACGGUGUCAUCAGGAGUGUACAGUACCAAACGUAUUAUCGUUGAUACGCCCUUUGAUCCUGCAUAUUUUCUACGUUUGGUCGAGGAGUUCAAAGUUACGUGGGUGAUGCAGUCGCCUUCACACAUGGCAAUGAUGACAAACUGCUCAGAGUUUGAGAGUGCCAAUUUGCAAAGCCUGCGCUCGUAUAUUUAUGGCGGAGGUAAAACCUCAGUUCAGGUGCAGCAUCGCAUUCGAAGUCACUUGCGUCGCGACUGCUUGCAUCUUGCCUAUGGAUUUACAGAGGCUGGAUCGGUAGUCGCAAUGAAUUGGAAUUUCGAUGAAAAGCCUAAUUCAUGUGGUCGUCUUUUUGAAGGUUUUAAAGUUCAGAUACUGGAUGAAGCGGGUGUAGCACUCGGGCCUAACCAAGUGGGCGAAGUUAGCGCCUUUAGCGGUCAGUACUGGGCUGGCUACUACAACAAUCCAGAGGAAACGCGUAUUUUCCAAAACUCAAAAAUGUGGUUUCGCACUGGUGACUUGGGCUAUAUGGAUGACGAUGGCUAUCUUUUCAUUGUGGAGCGCAAGAAGGAUAUGCUCAAGUUCCUGGGCAUAAUGUACUAUCCACAUGAGAUAGAGGAGGUUAUUAGUCAAAUGCCUGGUGUGUCAGAAGUUUGUGUAUUUGGAGUAUGGGAUCAAUUUAAUGGCGAUGAAGCUGCAGCUGCUGUGGUCAAGAAGCACGACUCUGAGAUUCAUGCUCAGGAUGUGGUGAAUUAUGUAAAGCAACAUAUUGGCGUUACAUACAAGCACUUGCAUGGUGGUGCUAUUAUAGUGGAUGACCUGAAGCGCAGCGCCAAUGGCAAAACAAAUCGUUUGGCAACGAAGGCGCAUUUUCUGGAAGUGAAGGACAGAAACUAAUUGUACUCAAAAGUGAUACUGUACAUGCACAUCAAGUAAAAUAAUAUUUAAAUAAAUCUAUAUG
This is a messenger RNA of Drosophila busckii, 1741 nucleotides long. Its product is annotated as 4-coumarate--CoA ligase 1-like. NCBI's taxonomy places the organism in Eukaryota, Metazoa, Arthropoda, Insecta, Diptera, Drosophilidae. Gene Ontology annotation, biological process: fatty-acyl-CoA biosynthetic process; long-chain fatty acid metabolic process. Bases 64 to 1677 code for a protein of 537 amino acids. The record is from RefSeq and is a predicted model, not a curated record. The transcript is spliced from 3 exons. Gene Ontology annotation, molecular function: long-chain fatty acid-CoA ligase activity.